Messenger RNA from Pelobates cultripes (western spadefoot toad), 1285 nucleotides. NCBI's taxonomy places the organism in Eukaryota, Metazoa, Chordata, Amphibia, Anura, Pelobatidae. The record is from the annotation of a GenBank genome assembly.
AUAGAAGUCAUUUGAAUGUACCACCCUCUAUGGGUGCCAGUUCCCACUAUUCCAACACAUUUUUUAAGGGGAACCAAAAGCAGAAACCUAGAUCCUAUGCGAAUGCAGUUAAGAACCCCUAUAGUGUGAAUCGAUCUCCUCCUAUUUCAAAUGACAGUAAAUCCAACUUCAGGAGGAAUUAUUUCCUUACACCACGGCGGCACAAAGGGGAAUCUUAUAACCCCAACCUCAUCUCUCUGGGAAAACCUCCUCAAUCAAGCACCAGAGAGGAGGAGGAGUCCGGAGCUACGGUUAACAUAGCACACGAUCUGGGCGCUAGACCGAAACAUGUAUAUAUGAACAAGAGAAAUGUAACCACUAAGCCUGAUUUUUUAGAGAUAGCCCCCUCUCGAGCAACAGAGGAAAAGACAUUUCCACUAUUCAGGAAUAUGCACAAAAAGAGGGGCACCCCCUUAGAGGAACUAGAGGAUGAGGUGGACAGUCCAGCAAAAGUGAGAUGCCUUUGAAUAAAGGCAUAUUCAAUUUAUCAUCCCAUGUCCUCAAUGGUGGGGAAAUCUCUCUCCUGAAUAAGGGCUUAAAAUAUGCUCCGGACAGAAUACCUAAUAUCAUUGAUUUGUUCAAGGAUCUUAAUCAUUUUGUGAGAAAACUCACUGUCAUCAGAUCCUUUAACAUAAGGGAGGCAACAGGUAGGGAGGGGUGUCCUAAGAUCUUUAAUACCCCGCAGCACAAAGUCAUCUUCUAUAAUUUAAUCUCCCUUCUGGAGGAACAAGACAUCCCACAGCAGAACUGGGAUGCACUUGAUGUAGUGAACGCCAAUAUUUCAUCUGGACUAAAACCCCCCUCCACCUAUUAUCCACAAGUGGAUAAAGGACUAUUUAUUCAAAUGUUCUAUGACCUGGUUCUAAAAGAUUUAAAGGCUCUUUGUGUUGAGCUCCAAAAGAAGAAAGAUCGAGUCUGUAAUAAUUUGGACAAAUUAGAACUAUUAGCAGUCAAAAGUCUGAAACACAACAACAACUUGAUAAUCAAAGGUGUGGAUAAGGGGGGUGGAGGGAUUGUUCUGUUGAAUAAAGCUGAUUAUGUGAAUGAAGCCUAUAACAUUAUUGGCAAUGAAGAAUACUACAAGGCAUUAAGAUGUGAUCCCACCCAGUCCAUUAGGAAUGAAUUGAAAGAUCUCAUAGAACUAGCAUAUGCUAGUGGAUCCAUCGAUAAAAAAGAAGUUUCUUCCUUUCGGCCCAAGAGGACAUACCCAUUUUCUAUUACCUCCCGAAGGUGCAUAAAUCUCUGA